Molecule: messenger RNA, 591 nt
Organism: Lolium perenne
Lineage: Eukaryota; Viridiplantae; Streptophyta; Magnoliopsida; Poales; Poaceae
Source: RefSeq, a predicted model, not a curated record
CGAGGGCGAGUACCGGAAGGCGCUCGCUAAGAUCACCACUGCCACCUUUACUUCCUUCGAGGACGGCUUGCAGCCCUACACCGAAGACACCCCAGCGCCUCAGCGUUGGCAGAAGAUCGCAGACCACCUCCCUCCUCUCGCCGGAAAGGAACCACCGGAGAUGACCGAAGGCGAGGAGGAAGAGGUCGACGAGGAGGAGGAGCGCACCGAGUCGGACUCGGAGGCGCGGGACUUCAUCAGACUCCCGCGCGGGUCGAAGAGGGGUGCCGAGUCCUCGUCCCAGGGCGCGGCUGAAGAGGAGGCGACCUCCCGUCCGGAGGACAAGGCGGAGCCCUCCAAGGAAGGGGCCGAGCCGCUAUCGAAGCGACUGCGCCCCACUCUCCUGGAAGGGUCCAUGAGGCUUCAGCGUCCCUUGAAGGACGCGAUCGAUGCGGGAGCUCGGGCCGGUCCGGGCGUAAAAGCGAUUCCCACGGUGAAGUAAGUAUUUCUUGUCGAAUUUAUCCUUCCUGCGACUGGACUGAGUGUCGACUCACCUCGCCUCUCUGUAGGUCCAAGAAGAAGACCUUGGCGAAGCCGCCCGCGGCCGGGGUG